Molecule: messenger RNA, 1183 nt
Organism: Dendrobium catenatum
Lineage: Eukaryota; Viridiplantae; Streptophyta; Magnoliopsida; Asparagales; Orchidaceae
Product: delta(7)-sterol-C5(6)-desaturase
Exons: 3
Coding region: 125-946 (273 amino acids)
Biological process (GO): lipid biosynthetic process
Molecular function (GO): iron ion binding; oxidoreductase activity
Source: RefSeq, a predicted model, not a curated record
GACCCACAUCCUCCCCAUAAGAAACGAAGACUCCGACAAUCUCACGACAAACGGGGCCUAAUAAGCGGCUUUGAGGCGGUGCUCGCGGCGUUGAGGCGGUGCUCGCGGCGUUCGGCGGUGAGCGAUGGAUAGGACCCAAUAUUUGCAGCAGUUCGUUGAUGAGACGGGCUGGUACAACAGCAUUGUUCUCGGCUUGAUUCUGCCGGAAUGGAUUUGGCGGCCUCUGCCUUUUCCGCUCCAGUCCUGGCUCCGAAACUACAUCGGUGGCAGUCUCCUUUACCUCGUUUCCGGAUUUCUUUGGUGCUUCUACAUCUACUAUCUCAAGCGCAACGCUUACAUUCCCAAAGAUUCUAUACCUUCUUACAGGGCCAUGAAAUUACAAAUAAUAGUUGCUAUGAAGGCUAUGCCUUGGUACUCUGCUCUUCCUACACUUUCAGAGUACAUGGUUGAAAGUGGAUGGUCCAAAUGCUUCUCUACGAUUAGUGAAGUUGGCUGGCCUAUGUACAUGGUCUACUUGUUGACUUACCUUGUUCUCUGUGAGUUUGGGAUAUACUGGAUGCACAGGGAGCUACAUGACAUCAAACCAUUAUAUAAGCAUCUUCAUGCAACUCAUCACAUCUACAAUAAACAGAACACACUCUCUCCCUUCGCUGGGCUAGCUUUCCAUCCUUUGGAUGGAAUCCUACAGGCUAUCCCCCAUGUUAUAUGCCUAUUCGUCAUUCCGACACACUUCAUGACGCAUGUAAUUCUCCUCUUCUGUGAAGCAAUCUGGACUGCAAACAUUCAUGAUUGCAUUCAUGGCAAAGUCUGGCCUGUAAUGGGUGCCGGUUACCACACAAUCCACCACACGACUUACCGCCACAACUACGGGCAUUACACUAUAUGGAUGGAUUGGUUGUUUGGAACUCUUCGUGACCCGGAAGACAACUAUAAGAAGGGAGAAUGAGAGGUGCAGUUUUCUUGAUCUUCUUCUACUUAAAAUAUCUGUGUUCCCAUGGUGUUUUACUUGACAACUUAUCAUGGCAUACUGGUUCCUGUGUUUCUUUGGUGGCUUUUCCAUCUUCGGCUGUCAUUGUAUUUUGCAUCUUAUUUUUAUAUAGUCUUAUUUAGAAGCAUCACUUCUUCUGUGCUCCUAGAUUAGUUACGUUAAUCUGAAGGGGAUGUGUACUAGCUCUUCAUAUUA